AUGGCGCUCAGUAAACCAAUGGAAAUGAUGGCAGCGGCUACAGCAGCGGGUGUCGGUGGUUUCCUAUCGACGAGCAUUUUGCACCCUCUGGAUACACUCAAGACGCGCAUUCAGUCGGGAGCUUCGCUGCUUCCCGAGGAUAACAAUGUCACACCCACGAAGAAAAAUAAGCAUAUGACGCUUCUCAAGUCAUUAUACCAGGGCAUCCAGUACAAAGCAGCCGAGUCGUCGACUUCCAAGCUCAUGUACUUUUAUGCAUACACAAUGCUAGCUCAGAUGGCUACACCUAAAGAUGGAAAACCCAUUGGCACGCUCACAGACCUUGGCAUUGGCUACCUGAGUGAGCUGUGUCAUCUACCAGUCACGAUGCCCAUGGAGCUCGUAGGUACGAGGAUGCAGACUGGCUCCGAGUCUGGCAGUAUUCUGCAGAUCCUCCGCUCAAUUAUCAAGGAGAGCGGUGUCGGAGGACUCUACAAGGGACUAGGGGCCUACUUUGUGCUGUGUCUACAGCCGGCGAUCCAGUACACGGCAUUUGAGCGGCUCAAGAACUUGUAUCUGCGCAAGUUUAAGCAAGCGUCACAGGCACUUGGCGCGUUGGAGGUUUUCGUGCUGGGAGCUAUUGCGCGAUCCAUUGCGACUAUUAUUCUGUUCCCAUACAUUCGCGCUAAGGUGCUGAUGCAAACUAAGCCGAAACAGAAAGAUGCGAGAAACCUGGUGAAAGAUCAAGACAUCAGCACGGAGCCAAAAAAGACCAUCGCGUCAACGUUACAACGCGUAUACACUGAGGAGGGCGCGCUUGCACUCUACCGCGGUCUCGGACCGGAGCUCACGAGGGGAGCGCUCUCGUCCGCAUUAAUGCUCAUGAUUAAGGAAAAGGUCCAAAUGUACAUCAUGGUGCUCAUGAUGGUCGCCAGCUCGGCGUAA
Molecule: messenger RNA, 924 nt
Organism: Peronospora farinosa
Lineage: Eukaryota; Oomycota; Peronosporomycetes; Peronosporales; Peronosporaceae
Source: the annotation of a GenBank genome assembly